Triticum aestivum (bread wheat) is the source of this 2071-nucleotide messenger RNA. RefSeq lists its product as uncharacterized. Bases 47 to 1960 code for a protein of 637 amino acids. NCBI's taxonomy places the organism in Eukaryota, Viridiplantae, Streptophyta, Magnoliopsida, Poales, Poaceae. The transcript has 5 exons. The record is from RefSeq and is a predicted model, not a curated record.
GGGAGGGGGGCAAACGGACAAGCAGUGAGGGGAAGGGGAACAAUUAAUGGAGUUUCACCAGAACCUGAGAAGGCCCGUUGCCCUAUCAAGGAGUGUGGUCAUCACGGAGCAGAGCAGCAUACCCAGCCUGCUGCUCUUAGGUAAGCUCGUCUCUGAUGGCGGCCCGGACUCGGCCUCGCUCCAGGCCAAGCUUCGCCAAACUUGGUGUCCCUCGGGUAUGGUCAACUUCUGGCGAGUCACAGACGGUGCCUUGCUGAUCCAGUUCUACGAGGCGGAGGACCUGACCAGGGUGCUGGACGGAGCACCGUGGUCCUGCGACGGAGACAACCUCUUCCUCGUGCAGCACCUCAAGCCGGGAAUGAACAUGGUCGAUCAGAUCGCCGGGUUCACCAAGGCCGAGCUCUGGGUGCAGUUUCACCUCGUCCCCGAGGAUCACUGCAACCCCACCUCUAUCUAUGCGCUCGCCGCGCGCAUCGGCGAGCCGGUCAACUGCGAGCUGGGAGCGAACUCCAUCGAGUUCCUCCGGGCGCGGAUCCGGGUGGACAUCACGCGGCCUCUUCAGCCAUUGGUCGACGUCGAGCUGGAAAACGGCAAGGAAGCAUGGGUGUCCGUGGUGUAUGAGGGCAUCCCCAGCUUGUGCGGGUCCUGCAGGAUUCUGGGCCACCCGGCGGACCGCUGCCGCAGGGCAAACCAGGCUGCCGCUGCGGCGGCGUAUCGUUCGGAGAAGCCGCCCGUUUACAUUCCAAGCCGCCUAGGGUCAAGACAGUCCACGUCAAGAGCACCAUCAUCACCUCUCACGGAGAAGAAUUCUCCUCGUCAAGAAGCGAAUGCACCUGUGUUGGAGACUGCCCUGGCACCUCCAGCACCAAGAUCAGGGCAAGGGCGACACUUCUCAGUAAAAGGCAGCUGUUCCAACUUCUUCGAGAUCAUCUGUCUCAAAACGUCGACAAAGAAAGUCGGAAAGAUAAAACAUAGCAGCAGUGGGGAUAAUUUGCAAGACCAAGAUCAGGCACUACAGAUAAAUUCUGUACACGAAAGUGUUCAGGAGCCUUCCAUCAUAGAAACAAAAGUGCCUCAUCUAGACACCACCCUGAUCACAUACUCCCAUUUCACCGUGAAAGCACAAGGGUCAAGGUCAAGGAAGCAUGCGAGGAUCGAAGUGAUGUUGGAAACACAAUGCUCACCGCAGUUAAUAAUGGGAUCCAUGCAAUGGCUAUCUCAAAAGGGAAAAGGUUUGUGUGCAGAAUAUGAUGGCAAGUGUGGCAUCAUCAGUAUAUUCGCAUUGCAAAUUGAUCACAACACGGAUCCAGUUGAUCUAAUAAUAUAUCUGUUUCCCAAGUUCAGAACAAAUGCAGACACCGAUGAAAAACAUGAAAGCCCAGCAAGAUUUGCAGACACGAAGAUGUGUUUCCAUGACGAGAAUUGUUGUGAGGUGACCUUGAAGGAUUCUCAAAAAGAAAAAAAGGUUACCUUCAACGAAACAAGAAAUGAUUGGGACCCUUCAAUCAUGGAAGCAGAAGAUACUCAACUAGAUAACACCCUGAUCACACACUCACAUUUCAUUGUAAAAGCAAAAGGGUCAAGAUCGAUGAAACAUGCAAGAAUAGAUGUGAUGAUGAAAACACAAUGUUCACCACAGUUGAUAAUGGGAGCAAUGGACUGGCUAUCCCAAAAAGCGGAAGGUUUGUGUGCAGAGUAUGAUGGACAGAAAGGUAUCAUUAGUAUCUUCGGAUUGCAAAUUGAUCAAAACACAGAUCCAGUUGAUAUAGUCGCAUGCUUGUUUCCCAAGAUCGGCCCAAAAACUGAACUUGCAGAGACCAACAAAAAACCUGAUAGCCCGGCAAGAUUUGCAGACACGAUGAUGCGUUUCCAUGAUGCAAACUGUUGCAAAGUAACUUUAAAGGAUUCUCAGAAAGUAAAAAAGGUUACCUUCAAGGGAACAUCGAAGGAUGGUGUAUAACUGCACAUAUAAUGCUAGUUAAUUACUGGAAACUAGUCUAUUUAGCAUCGCCAAUGGAGAUAUUAAGAUAUUUUGUUUAAUAGUUGAUUCUUUGAAACAUGUGUACUUAUU